Molecule: messenger RNA, 1329 nt
Organism: Eimeria necatrix
Lineage: Eukaryota; Apicomplexa; Conoidasida; Eucoccidiorida; Eimeriidae
Exons: 2
Coding region: 1-1329 (442 amino acids)
Source: RefSeq, a predicted model, not a curated record
AUGAGGCCUCGCCGAGCUGUACAGACACCCGGGAGGCCCCUCCUCCCCCGCAGCAGCAGCAGCAGCAGCAGCAGCAGCAGCAGCUCUCUGGGGGGCGCGGAAGACGUGGCUGCGCGCAGCAGCGGGAGGCGGCUGUUUGCUGCUGCAGCGCAGCACGGCGCAGCAACAGCUUCGGUGUCUUGUGCUGCAGCAGGACAAGACGACGAGUUCAGCAGCUGCAGCAGCGGGCUGAGCGACAGCAGCGAAGACGGGGCGGGCAGCAGCAGCAAAAGCGUGCGCAGCCUCGGCAGCCGCAGCAGCUGCAGCAGAAGCAGCAGCAGCAGCAGCAGAAACAGCUGCCCCACCCCUCGCGGGGACAGCCCCGGGGAUCGGCAGCUGUCAGUCCCAGCAAGUGUAGCAGCAAGUACAGCUCCUUCUGCUGCUCUUUGUGUCGAGAGCCUGCAGGCUCCUCUCGGCGCUGCUGCUGAUGCUGCUGCUGCUGCUGCUGCUGCUGCUGCUGAUGGCGGCCCCUGGCUGCUGCAGGGCAAGCUCAAGGCGGAGUCCAGCAGCAGCAGCGGCGCCCCAGGCGCCUCCUCUGCUGCUAACGGCGGCAGCAGCGAAGCAGGUGCAGCAGCAGCAGCAGCUCCUGCUGCAGCAGCAGCUGCUGCGGAGCACCCCGCGCCGGCCGCAGCUCCAGCAGCUGCUGCAGCUGCAGCUGCUGCUUCUGCUGCUGCAAGCGGCAACAGCAGCAGCAGCAGCAACAGCAGCAGCUCUCUUCCGGAUGUGGGGAAGGAGGCGGCGGCUGCGGGGUGUCUCGACCGUGCCGCCGCCGCCGCUGCAGCAGCGCCUUCGCGCGGCUGCAGCAGCAGCAGCACGCAGCAGCAGCAGCAGCAGCAGCAGCAGCAGCAGCAGCAGGAGGUGACUUCUUCGGCGCAGCCCUUCCAGACGCCGCGUUCUUCUGUGUCUCCUCAGAGCGCGCCGAGUGUUUUGCGGCGGGGCGGCGGCGGCGGCGCAGCAGCAGCAGCAGCAGCAGCAGCUGCGGAGGCCGCGGGGAUGGCGGCUGCGGUGGCGGAGACAGCAGCAGCAGCAGCAACAGCAGCAGCAGCAGCAGCAGCGCCGCAGCGCGUCGGCAGCAGCCUGGCGGCUUCGAGCGGCUGCUGCGGGCCGCGGCUGCUGAGCUUCUCGAGCGAGGGGCUGCUGCCGGCGGUGCCGGGCGCGCAGCAGCAGCAGCAGCAGCAGCAGCAGCAGCAGCAGCAGGAGGCGUGGAGCAGCCGAAGCAGCAGCAGCGCGAGCAGCCCGUCGCGGCUGCUGCGGCCUUGCGGCAGCAAGCUGACUUCAAAGCUUCUGUAG